Alternaria incomplexa is the source of this 1464-nucleotide messenger RNA. RefSeq lists its product as uncharacterized. The transcript is spliced from 7 exons. NCBI's taxonomy places the organism in Eukaryota, Fungi, Ascomycota, Dothideomycetes, Pleosporales, Pleosporaceae. Bases 1 to 1464 code for a protein of 487 amino acids. Gene Ontology annotation, molecular function: aldehyde dehydrogenase (NAD+) activity. The record is from RefSeq and is a predicted model, not a curated record.
AUGGGUCUACCGGAAAAAAUCGAGACGCGUCUCUUCAUCAAUGGAGAGUUCGUUGAAUCAUCAAAUGGGAAGACGUUUGACAUUACCAACCCCGCCACAUUGAAGCUCGUAGCAAAAGUUCACGAGGCAUCUGAGCAAGACACCGACAAUGCUGUCGCUGCAGCAAAAGCUGCUUUUCCUGCUUGGUCAAAAUUGACUCCAGACCAAAGAGGCCAAUACUUCAAGAAGUUGGCUAGUCUGAUCCGAGAGAACAACGAUGAGUUGGCCGCUUUAGAAGCAAGCUCUAUGGGUCGCCCAGUAGGCGAGUUCUUCGAUGCCUAUGCUUCUGCGGCGAAGUGGGAUCGUUAUGCAGAAGCUGGAUACAGUGUGCAGGGUACCACGAGCGUCCAGACUCCGGGAUACGUCAACAUGACGCUGCGUCAACCUUACGGUGUUGUAGCUGGCAUUAUUCCCUGGAACGUUCCAUUGUUGUUUUUGGCCAACAAGUUGGCACCGGCUCUCAUUGUUGGGAAUACUGUGGUCUUGAAGAGUUCUGAAAAGGCUCCAUUGACUUCCGCAAAGAUCGCCACUCUGGUACAGCAGGCUGGCUUCCCUCCAGGUGUGAUCAACAUCAUCACCGGCUUCGGCAAUGUUAGCGGAUCCAUCUUGAGCCAUCACAUGGAUGUGCGAGCAUUAUCGUUCACAGGCUCAAGUCGCACGGGACGAUUGAUCCAGGCAGCCGCCGCAAAGUCCAACAUGAAGCAAGUAUUCCUCGAACUUGGAGGCAAGUCUCCAGCAGUCAUCUUCGAAGAUGCCGAUCUGGAAAAGGCCGUGAAGGAAACGGCUCACAGCAUCCAGUGGAACAGUGGUCAAGUCUGCAUGGCCAACUCGCGCAUUUACGUCCAAGAUACGGUUGCCGACAAGUAUAUCGAGCUCUUCAAGCAAAACUUCGAAAAAGAGGUCAAGAUGGGUGACCCCCUCGAUGCGCGUGAGAACGGCGUCAACCACGGCCCACAAGCUGAUGAGGCGCAACACAAGACUGUGUUACAAUAUUUGGAAUCGGGAAAGCAAUCCGGCGGCGAACUCCUCACUGGUGGCGGCGCUCCAUCGGGACGCGAAGGCUAUUACAUUGAGCCUACCAUAUUCAAGAACACGCCAGAGGACGCAAAGAUCAUGAAAGAAGAGAUCUUUGGCCCAGUUGUCAACAUCAAUGUCUUUAAGACUGAAGACGAGGUGCUCGCAAAGGCUAAUGCAACAGAGUACGGACUAUAUGCGUCAGUGUACACCAAAAACAUCGAUCGCGCGAUGCGCUUCGCAACAGGGCUUGAAGCUGGUACGGUCGGCGUCAACUGCACCUCACCAGUUACCGGCGUAGACAUGCCCUUCGGUGGUUACAAGUCAUCAGGUUCAGGACGCGAAGGCGAGCCUCUGUAUUCCUUGAACAACUUUCUGGAAACAAAGAGCGUCUUGAUUAAGAUAUCUUAA